AUGUAUUUCUCUUUCAUUAGUUUUCAAGCACUAUCAAGAACUUGUUUCUCCUAUUUACUCAUCUCCUUGGUUUUCAUCAAUGGCUAUCAAGCUGAGAUUAGGAGUAGAGAUAACAAAGUUAUACCUAUAGGUGCAAUGAUCGAUGUUAACUCUCGUGUUGGGAAAGAACAAAGAAUAGCCAUGGAUAUAGCGGCUCAAAAUUACAAUAACAAUUCAAAUACCUACAAGCUUGCUCUCCAUUUUCAAGAAACUACCAAGAAUUCCUUCAGAGCCAUUGAAGCUGAAGAGAUGAUCAAAAAGAAGGUGGAAGUGAUUGUAGGAAUGCAAACAUGGACAGAAGCAGCUUCAGUAGCUGAAGUACUACACGAAGCUGAAGUUGAAGUUCCUAUCAUAUCCUUUGUAGCACCUACAGUUACUCCACCGUUGGUGUCGAUUCGAUGGCCGUCUAUGGUGAGACUAGCUAACAAUGGAACAGCAUAUGUAAAAUGCAUAGCAGAUUUGGUUCAUGUUUAUGAUUGGCAUAGUGUAGUUGCCAUCUAUGAAGAUGAUGCCUAUGGUGGUGAUUCCGGGAUGCUAGCACUUCUAUCCGAGGCACUCCAAAAGAUUGAUUCGACGAUUGAAUAUCGUUUAGCUUUGCCAUCACUUAGUUAUCAGCGUGAUCCAGGAAUGUUUAUUCGUGACGAGCUGUUUAAGAUAACCGAAAACACACAGUCUCGAGUAUUCAUUGUAUUGCAAUCGUCAUUAGAAAUGGCGAUUCAUUUGUUUAAGGAAGCUUCACAGAUGGGACUAGUGGAUGGAGAUUCGGCUUGGAUAAUCUCAGAGAGCGUAACGAAUUUGCUGGAUUCUGUCAAUAAGUCUAGUAUUUCUUAUAUGCAAGGAGCUUUAGGAAUCAAGAAUUACUACUCAGAAAACAGCAAUGAGUAUAAAGAUUUUGAAGCUCAGUUUAGACAAGCUUUUCGGGACAAGAAUCCAGACGAAGAUAACCGCGACCCGAGUUAUUAUGCUUUACAAGCAUAUGACAGCAUUCAAAUGGUUGGACAUGCAAUAGACAGAAUGGCCAGUGGCAAUGGUAAUCACAAAAAGACUUUGCUGCAAGAAAUAGUCUCGAGCGAUUUUCUUGGUUUAAGCGGAAAAAUUCAAUUUGAAUCAGAACAGCUUUUGCGAAAUCCUACUUUGAGGAUUGUAAAUGUAGAUGGGAAGAGUUACAGAGAAUUAGACUAUUGGACUAUAGAAAAUGGAUUCUUCACCAACAUUUCCACAGGAGUAGGUAAAAACGGCAGUUCUAGGAACGCAGAAAGUUUAAGCAGUGUAGUAAUUUGGCCUGGAAAGUUGCAAAGAGUUCCAAAGGGAUGGAACCUUCCUACUAAACAAAAACCAAUGAGAAUCGCAGUCCCUGGUAGAACUUCAUUUUCCAAAUUCGUCAAGGUCGAUUAUGAUGAGCAAGGAAAUCCAAAAUAUAGUGGAUUUUGCAUUGAAAUUUUCGAUAAGGUUUUGGAGCUUUUGGGUUAUGAUCUUCCACAUGAAUAUUAUCCCAUCAAUGGAACCUAUCCUGAUCUCGUUCAACUUGUUUAUAACAAGACUUAUGACGGUGUUGUUGGCGACAUGACUAUCCUGGCAGAAAGAUUGCAAUAUGUAGAUUUUACAGUACCGUAUGCAGAAUCAGGAUUGUCGAUGAUAGUUACAGAAAAGUCCCAAGAAUCAGCAUGGAUGUUUAUGAAGCCCUUCACAUGGCAACUGUGGGUGGCAACUGGUGCCAUCUUGAUUUAUACAAUGUUAGUAGUGUGGUACCUGGAGAAAGAUGAUAAUCAAGAGUUUCAAGGCACUUGGAAAAAGCAAAUCAGCACUUCUUUUUGGUUUACUUUCUCCUCGCUAUUCUUUGCUCAUAGGGAGAAAAUGCAUAGCAAUUUAUCUCGGGUAGUGAUGGUAUCGUGGCUGUUUCUAGUUUUGAUUCUUAAUUCGAGUUACACUGCGAGUCUGUCUUCAAUGCUCACAGUUCAACAACUGCAAACAAAUGUCACUGACAUCGAGUGGCUGAAGAAGAACAACAUGAAAAUUGGUUGUGAUGGAGAUUCAUUUGUUAGGACAUACCUUGAGCAAGUCGAAAAAUUCAAGCCAGGGAACAUCAUAAAUAUUAGUAAUGAAAACUAUUAUGACCCUGUAUUCAGAAACUACUCAAUUGCUGCUGCAUUUCUCGAACUCCCUUAUGAGAAAGUAUACAUCAGUAAAUACUGCAAGGGGUACUCGGCUUCUACGCCUACCACAAGAUUCGGAGGACUUGGAUUUAUGUUCCAGAAAGGCUCUCCCUUGGUUAGAGAUGCUUCUAGAGCUAUUUUGCAGCUAUUAGAGAAGGGGGAAAUGAAGAAACUAGAAGAUAUAUGGUUGAAUCCGGACACAUGCUCCAAGAAUUUGAACUCCGAGAAUACAGAAAGUCUGAAGCUUGGAAGUCUGUGGAUUCUCUAUGUGAUUUCUGGUGCCACUUCUACUAUUUGUUUUAUAGUUUCUGCCAUCUAUUCUCUAAAAUCUAAUAAAACACCAAAUGAUGACUCACAAGUUAAUGACUCCAGAAGUUAUGUGAGAAGAUGGAAAAGUGUGGCUAAAUUAACUAGUAAGAUUUAUAGCAGAAAGCAUAGUAAAGCAAACAAGGUGAAGGAAGAUGUUACUGAUUGUCCUUCCAUUACCCCUGAGCAUCAGCAGGAAAUGGCUCUUCAAUUACCGGAAAUCAUAACAGUCUCUUCCCCACCAACACAGUAG
Vicia faba (fava bean) is the source of this 2751-nucleotide messenger RNA. The record is from the annotation of a GenBank genome assembly. NCBI's taxonomy places the organism in Eukaryota, Viridiplantae, Streptophyta, Magnoliopsida, Fabales, Fabaceae.